GAGGAGCCGGUGCAGAGCGGGCGGCGGCGGCAGCAGCGGAGGCGGCGGCUCCUGCCGGCACGGCGCGACGCGGAGCUUGGCGGUGGGAUCCAACAGCGACGCUCGUUCCGCGCUGCUAGCCUGGCUCCCUGCCUGGGGCGGACAGAGGGCGCGGCGCAGAGUCACUGCGGCCCGAGGGCACGAUGGCCGCUCCUGUCCCGUGGGCCUGCUACGCUGUACUUGCUGCCGCUGCUGCAGUUGUCUACACCCAGAGACACAGUCCGCAGGAAACACCCCACGUGCAAUACGAGCGCCUGGGCUCUGAUGUGACACUACCGUGUGGAACAGCAAACUGGGAUGCAGCUGUGACGUGGCGGGUGAAUGGGACAGACCUGGCUCCUGACCUGCUCAACGGCUCCCAGCUUGUGCUCCAUGGCCUGGAACUGACCCACAGCGGCCUCUACGCCUGCUUCCACCGUGACUCCUGGCACCUUCGCCACCAAGUCCUGCUACACGUGGGAUUGCCGCCUCGAGAGCCCGUGCUCAGCUGCCGCUCCAACACUUACCCCAAGGGCUUCUACUGCAGCUGGCAUCUGCCCACCCCCACUUACAUCCCCAACACCUUCAAUGUGACCGUGCUGCAUGGCUCCAAAAUUAUGGUUUGUGAGAAGGACCCAGCCCUCAAGAACCGCUGCCACAUCCGCUACAUGCACCUGUUCUCCACCGUCAAGUACAAGGUCUCGAUAAGUGUCGGCAAUGCCCUGGGCUACAACGCCACAGCUAUCACCUUCGACGAGUUCACCAUUGUGAAGCCAGACCCGCCAGAAAAUGUGGUAGCCCGGCCAGUGCCCAGCAACCCUCGCCGGCUGGAAGUGACAUGGCAGACCCCCUCGACCUGGCCUGAUCCUGAGUCCUUUCCUCUUAAGUUUUUUCUGCGCUACCGACCCCUCAUCUUGGACCAGUGGCAGCAUGUGGAGCUGUCUGACGGCACAGCACACACUAUCACAGAUGCCUACGCUGGCAAGGAGUAUAUCAUCCAGGUGGCGGCCAAGGACAAUGAGAUCGGGACAUGGAGUGACUGGAGUGUGGCUGCCCACGCCACACCCUGGACAGAGGAGCCGAGACACCUCACCACUGAGGCACAGGCCCUGGAGACCACGACCAGCACCAGCAGCUCACUGGCACCCCCGCCCACCACGAAGAUCUGUGACCCUGGGGAGCUGGGCAGCGGCGGGGGCCUGUCGGCACCCCUCUUGGUCAGUGUCCCUUUCACUCUGACCCUAGCUGCCGCUGCUGCCACUGCUAGCAGUUUCCUGAUCUGAACCUGGCACCCUGUGGGGACAUGACAGAGCGCAUGGAGCUGAGUGUGCACACAGACACGGGCAGGAGGACCUUCUGCAUUCUCUUCAGACACAAUUUGUAGAGACCCCGGCGGGCCCGGGCCUGCCGCCCCCAGCCCUGCCACACCGUGCUGGCCCUCCUUCCUCCGCAGCUAACCCACCCACCAAAGACCCCCUUCCCACCCUUGCCCUACCCUCUGGGGCUGGACCCUCCAAUGCCAGCGACUCCCAAGAGCCCUUGGGGGGCCUGAGGGGAGCCCCUCACACCCAGAAUUUCUCCUCCUGCCCUAGCCUCCUUUCUGUCCCAGGGUCUCUAUUGCCAUCAUCAGAGUAUAAGCUCCUGACGCUGGGGGGGCCCAACCAUUCCCCUCCCCCCAGCACCCAUACUUUUCAGCCCUGGCACCUGCACCCCAGUUUUGUACGACCUCUCCUAGCCUCUACUCCUAUCCCACAGUAUUUAAUGCCCUGUCAGUCCCUUCUAGUCUGACUCAAUGGUAACUUGCUGUAUUUGAAUUUUUUAUAGAUGUAUAUACAGGGGUGGGAGAUGGGGGGGGGUUCUCAUUAAAGGUCAUCAUUUCAUGAG
Messenger RNA from Chrysochloris asiatica (Cape golden mole), 1902 nucleotides. RefSeq names its product ciliary neurotrophic factor receptor (gene CNTFR). The coding region runs from base 183 to 1301 and encodes 372 amino acids. Gene Ontology annotation, molecular function: ciliary neurotrophic factor receptor activity; cytokine binding. Lineage: Eukaryota; Metazoa; Chordata; Mammalia; Afrosoricida; Chrysochloridae. Gene Ontology annotation, cellular component: membrane; CNTFR-CLCF1 complex; external side of plasma membrane. Gene Ontology annotation, biological process: cytokine-mediated signaling pathway. The transcript is spliced from 9 exons. The record is from RefSeq and is a predicted model, not a curated record.